Aspergillus japonicus CBS 114.51 is the source of this 315-nucleotide messenger RNA. RefSeq lists its product as uncharacterized. The transcript is spliced from 2 exons. The record is from RefSeq and is a predicted model, not a curated record. NCBI's taxonomy places the organism in Eukaryota, Fungi, Ascomycota, Eurotiomycetes, Eurotiales, Aspergillaceae. The coding region runs from base 55 to 237 and encodes 60 amino acids.
GGUUCCUUCUCUCGCUUCUACACUUUCCGUGCUUUGCUGGCUUGCCAUUGGAACAUGAGCAUCUCCGCAUUUACGCAUUUACCCAUCCGUGACCGUCAGACGUGUAGUGUGUGCCUGUGUGGUCUGGUGGUAAUAAAUGGACGGAGGGCCGAGUUUCCAUGCACCAUUGAAAUGGGGCUUGAGGCCGCCAAUGUUCCCACUCGUGCUCAUGUGCUCCACGCACUUACGCCUCUUUAGGCUCCCCGGCCGAGGUGGUGGGGACGAUUUGCUACAUCCAGCAUCUCCACCCCUCCCAAAAUGAGGAAUGAAUGGCAC